Pelobates fuscus (common spadefoot toad) is the source of this 2953-nucleotide messenger RNA. It is a transcript of the gene WDR20, whose product is annotated as WD repeat domain 20. The record is from RefSeq and is a predicted model, not a curated record. Gene Ontology annotation, molecular function: protein binding. The transcript has 4 exons. The coding region runs from base 64 to 1827 and encodes 587 amino acids. Lineage: Eukaryota; Metazoa; Chordata; Amphibia; Anura; Pelobatidae.
GCUCCGGCGCAUGCGCACUCCGUCAGAUCCGGGUAUUUGGCAGGAUGAGAGCUGCUUUCCAAGAUGGCGGCGGAGGGAGGAGGGAAGGAAAUGAACGAAAUUAAGACCCAGUUUACCACCCGGGAAGGCCUGUACAAGCUCCUCUCUCACUCCGAAUACAGCCGCCCCAACCGGGUGCCGUUUAACUCGCAGGGCUCCAACCCGGUCAAGGUCUCGUUCGUCAACGUCAACGACCAGUCCGGUAACGGGGACCGAAUCUGCUUCAAUGUGGGCCGGGAGCUCUAUUUCUAUAUCUACAAGGGCGUCAGGAAGGCUGCGGAUUUAAGCAAACCGAUAGACAAGCGAAUAUAUAAAGGAACACAGCCGACCUGUCAUGACUUCAAUCAUCUCACAGCCACGGCAGAAAGUGUUUCUCUACUCGUGGGCUUCUCUGCGGGCCAAGUUCAGCUUAUAGAUCCGAUUAAAAAGGAAACAAGCAAGUUGUUUAAUGAAGAGAGACUAAUUGACAAGUCCAGAGUAACGUGUGUAAAAUGGGUUCCAGGCUCAGAAAGCCUCUUUCUUGUGGCUCAUUCCAGUGGAAAUAUGUACUUAUAUAAUGUGGAACACACUUGUGGUACCACAGCACCCCAUUACCAGCUACUUAAGCAAGGCGAAAACUUUGCAGUGCACACAUGCAAGAGCAAAUCCACACGAAACCCUCUGCUGAAAUGGACUGUUGGAGAAGGUGCCCUUAAUGAGUUUGCAUUUUCCCCCGAUGGCAAGUUCUUGGCAUGUGUCAGUCAAGAUGGAUUCCUUCGAGUCUUUAAUUUUGAUUCCGUGGAAUUGCAUGGUACAAUGAAAAGCUAUUUUGGCGGACUGUUGUGUGUUUGUUGGAGCCCUGAUGGAAAGUAUAUUGUAACUGGUGGAGAGGAUGACUUGGUAACUGUCUGGUCAUUUGUUGACUGCCGUGUAAUAGCCCGGGGACAGGGACAUAAAUCAUGGGUCAGCGUUGUGGCGUUUGAUCCCAAUACCACUAGUGUAGAAGAAAGUGACCCAAUGGAGUUUAGUGGAAGCGAUGAAGAUUUCCAAGAGCUGCUUAGUUUCGGAAGAGACCGAGCUAACAGCACACAGUCAAGAUUGUCAAAAAGGAACUCUACUGACAGUCGUCCAGUUAGUGUGACCUAUAGAUUUGGCUCAGUAGGCCAAGAUACACAGCUGUGCUUAUGGGACCUUACAGAAGAUAUCCUUUUUCCACAUCAGCCACUCUCAAGAACAAGGACACAUACAAAUGUCAUGAAUGCUACAAGUCCUCCAGCUGGAAGUGGUGGUUCAAACCCAGGAACCAAUGGCAACAGCAUCACGACUCCAGGCAAUUCCAUACCUCCUCCUCUUCCCAGGUCCAACAGCCUCCCUCAUUCCGCUGUAUCCAACACUGGAAGCAAAAGCAGUGUGGAUAGUGCCAUUGCAUCUGGAGUCAGUAAAUUCGCUACUCUCUCCAUUCACGACCGCAAGGAAAGGCAUCACGACAAGGACCACAAAAGAAACCACAGUAUGGGACAUAUAUCUAGCAAGAGCAGUGACAAACUGAACAUAGUUACAAAAAACAAAACGGACCCAGCUAAAACUUUGGGGACCCCUCUCUGCCCCCGAAUGGAAGACGUUCCUUUGUUAGAGCCUCUUAUCUGUAAAAAGAUAGCACAUGAAAGACUGACUGUGCUUAUUUUUCUUGAAGACUGUAUAGUCACUGCUUGUCAGGAAGGAUUUAUUUGCACAUGGGCAAGGCCUGGUAAAGUGGGUAUAUUAUCAUCCCAAAACCAAGCCAAUUCUCCAAGUGGAACUGUAGUAUAGCCAUCACACUACUGCCUGCAAAACAUACACCACAAGACCAGAAUGACCGAUGAUCCACAAGCUGUUCGUCAGCCACAGAACAUCCUAAUAAAAAUGUCAGAAUGUACAUUUUUGGAAUUCUGUUAAAGAAAACUUAUAAAAGGAAAAAAAAUAAAAAUUACACAGUGAAAGAAAAAAAAAAAUAAUCAAUCUUAUUGAAGUAAUGUUGGCUACUCACCUACAAGUUCCCUUAAAAAAAAUAAAAGAAAACAUAAAAAAACUUCCUUAGGCGUUACAGUGGAAUAAUUAGUACAUUCAUUCCUUUUUGCUUUAUACUUUUCAAGUUUAAUGUAAUUUAAUCUUUAUAAAUAUAUAGUGUAAAAUAAAGUAUGUUUAUUGAGAAUCCCCUUUCCCCCGUAAUUUUAGAUGGUUAUUAAAAAUUAAUUCACCAUUGUGUGUAUUGCACUGAUUUAUUUUGUUUUAACCUGCAAUGGUAGGAGGCCUGGAAUGCACUUGACAAAGACAGUCAUUAUUUUCAUGGCUUGAAAUGUAAUUCAGGAAGAUGGAAGCUGCAAUCUUAGCAAUUUUCUUUUUUCAUUUUUUUUUUUUAUAUAUUAAUAUAAAAAUGUUGCACUUAAAUGCUAGUAGAGAAUUUUACUUUUAAAUGGGUGUACAAAUUUCCCAGGAAAAAAUUUAACAAAAAAAAACACAAAAAAUGUUGUGGAGAGAAAUAUCCUUUGUAUCUAUUAAACAUUUAUUUUAAUAUUGUGGUUUCUAAUUGCUCUGUAUUAUAUGUGUAAAUAAUGUAAUUCAAUUGGUGGGACGAGGGGGUCAUUACACUCGCCAUUUUCAUUAUAUGAAAAUAGUGAUUUCUAAUUAAACAAAAUACUUAUUAAUAUUAAAGUAUUGCAUAUGCUGUCUUUGUUUUAAUUGGUCAGAUCAGAAUUUUGCUGUGCUCAAACCUGUUGUGUGUAAAGAAAAUUAAUAUAUAUUUUUUCCCCUUUUUCAGUAGGAAACCCUAGGAAUUAAAAGGCUAUUAUUCCUCCUUAGCAAACAAUUAUUGGUUAGUGAUCUGUUGUGAAAAACAUAGGGCCGUAAUCUAAAAUUGUAUUUAAUCGUAUGCAAUAAAGUUAACAUUUGCAACCUA